UCGCGAAACGGAGCGAGGCGUUCGCGCUGGUGAUUUCGAUGCGCGGUGCAGAAAUCAGCGGAAGACCGGGAGAACCGUGAGGAUACCGCACACACACACGGGUCGUGCGCGCGCGCGCGCGCGUCGUCGUCGGGUCACCGCCGAGUGCGCUCUCGAGGCUCGGAUCGCAACGGAUUGCCUCCUUUUCCUGCCGUGGGCCAGCUGGCGAUUCUGCGAGGAAUCCGGACGAGUCGGUCUGCGCUGAAAGACAGACGGAGCGAGAGACAUGCCCGGCAGCCACGACGGAAGCAGCCACCGGGACCGCUCGCGGACGACGCCGAGGCGAGGAUUAUGAGGACGUCGCACGCAUCGAGAGCGAAACGCUGCGCCGAGCGAGACUGUAGCGAGCGGUGAUCGGGAGCGGAGCCGGAGGAAGAUCCGGUGCGGCGAAGAACGACGACACACGCACGCACACACACACAUACACACACACGGCUAGGCCAGGCGGCGAAACACCAUGUACCGGCCGAACUUCUACGAGAGCACGUGUCUGAGGUGCGCUCAGACCGUCUACCAGGUCGACAGGGUGGGCCCCUUGAAGGACUUCACGUUCUUCCACGCGGGCUGCUUCAAGUGCGCGAUCUGCGGCACCAAACUCACCCUGAAGACCUACUACAACAAUCAGCACACCAUCAACGACAAAGAGGUGUACUGCAGCAGCCACGUGCCGAAACCCGGGCCCGGGACCUUGGACGGGUCCAGCGUGGGCAUCAGGAGUGCUCUCAAUGUGCCCAGGAGCGGUUACGUCAACGAGCAAAUCAGGGCGGGCGGCGCGUCGCCACGUGGAGUCUACCCACCUUGUUACGAUAAUGUAGACUCGCCUAAUUAUGCCAGGCACCUGAACGGCCACGGGUCGCCGCCGGCAACGAACUCUUCGUCCCAGCGUGAUUUCCACGGCGGCGGCGGCGGCGGCGGGGGCAGCGGCGGCGGCACUUCGUCGCCGUACAAUCACAAUUAUUCAGGCGACGGCAGCUAUCAGUACGGCAGGUUCGACGCGAGCGCCCUUCACAUCGCCCAUGCGCUCAAGCAGACCGAAAUCCAGAAGGGCUACAGCAAGGCUCGCGAGAAACCCAUCGAUUUCUAUCUGGAUCGCGAUGAGCAGACGCGUCUCGAGAUGAAGCAUCGGAAGGAGGAGGAUGACUUGUACCGGAAGUUUGCUCACCACCGCGAGGAAGAGGACAGACGGAUCCGCGAGGAGUUUCGGGACGAAUGGGAGAAGGAGCUGGAGCAAUUGUCGGCGAGAUGGGAACGGGAAAAAGGCGGAAGAGUGCGUACCCAACAAUUUCAGCAGGAGAAGGAGGACCUGGAGAAGAACAUGACUCUACGCAGGGACAAGAAGAAGGAGAGUCUCACGCGCAAGAUGCUGGAACACGAACGGGCGGCAACCGCCGCGCUGGUGGAGAAACAGAGCUCGGAGAUGCUGGAGCUGAUCAAUGAGGCGAGGAGCGAAUACAUGCUCCAAGAGAGUUUAUACCUCGACGAAGGAGACGGUUAUGCUCAGGAAGCACCGCCCCCGCCUUAUCCAUCGCGCGCGCCACCCCCGCAGCCCCCGGCCCUCGCCAAGUAUCACAUCUACAAUGAUCCGUUGGAGUUCGCCGACAUGGAUCAGAUAGCUAUUUCGGUAGCCCAGGAAGAUCAAAAAACCUUCACUGAUUUAGUGCGGCAGUUGGUGAGCAGAUGCGGCUCGGAUAUAGAAAAGGCGCGGACGAUAUUCCGAUGGAUCACCGUGAAAAAUCUCAACACUAUGCAGUUCGACGAGAACUUACGGGGUGACACUCCCAUGGGUCUGUUGCGGGGCAUUAAACACGGCACGGAGAGUUACCACGUUCUGUUCAAACGAUUGUGCAGUUACGCCGGCCUGCACUGCGUGGUCAUCAAGGGUUACAGCAAAUCGGCCGGCUACCAGCCGGGUGUUUGCUUCGAGGACAACCGAUUCCGGAACAGUUGGAACGCCGUGUACGUGGCAGGUGCAUGGCGAUUCGUGCAGUGUAAUUGGGGAGCGCGACAUCUCGUCAAUGCCAAAGAAGUUCCCCGUCCCGGUCAGGCGAAAGCCAAGAACGACAGUCUCAGGUACGAGUACGACGAUCAUUAUUUCCUGACGGAUCCACGGGAAUUCAUAUACGAAUUUUUCCCUCUGCAAGAGGACUGGCAGUUGCUGAAGCAACCGAUUUCGCUCAAGGACUUUGAGGAGUUACCCUUCGUGCGAUCUUUGUUCUUCAGGUACGGUCUUUACUUUCCGGAUACGAAUACGAAUGCCGUUAUGUACACGGAUUCCACCGGCGCUGCGACAGUGAGGAUAGCGAUGCCUGCGCAUAUGCAAUCAUCCCUUAUCUUUCAUUAUAAUCUCAAGUUUUACGACAACGACGGCGAUGGUUACGACGGCGUGUCGCUCAAGCGUUUUGUCAUGCAGUCGGUCGUGGGAAACAUAGUCGCGUUCCGAGUCCACGCGCCGUGCUCGGGCGCCUUCCUCUUGGACAUAUUUGCCAAUGCGGUGACGCCGAAGGAGUACUUGACCGGCGAGCCGAUGAAGUUCAAGAGCGUGUGCAAAUUCAAAAUCGCGUGCGAAGAGCUGCAGACGGUGAUGGUGCCAUUGCCGGACUGCGCCAGCGGUGAAUGGGGCCCCACCAAGGCGACCAGGUUAUUCGGACUUAUACCCAUUACUCAUCAGGAGGCACUGGUGUUCGCGGGGCGCGAGCUGGAGAUUCAAUUUCGCAUGUCGAGGCCGUUGACGGACUUCAUGGCGACCCUGCACAAAAACGGCAUCGAGGAGAAGCGCCUGUCCAAGUACGUGACGCAUUCCAUCGCCGACGACGACGUGGUCACCUUCUCCAUAAGCUUCCCCGAGGAGGGCCAAUACGGCUUGGACGUCUACACCAGAGAGUCCACGACCUCGACAGCCGUGCAGCAUGACGUCACCGGCGAAAAGCAUCUGCUCACGCACUGCUGCAAAUAUCUCAUCAACUCCAGCAAGAGGAACUGAGAGGAGCUGUUCGUUGAGGCUUCUCUCGAGUAACUUUGCUCUUCCGCCUUAUUCGUCGAAAAUUUUUGCCGGUCGAACGAACGGCGAAUCGUUACUAUCAGGGCGCUCGUUAGGGAACGAAGUUGAGGAAUCGCGUUCCUCUCGAGAUCGUCGUCAGCGCUUUCAACGUCGGGACGUUGAAAUAUUCGUAGGACGAUGACGCGGAACGUUAUCGGGACGACGUUCGGAAGUUUUACGCCGACGAUUUCGAGAAUCGCAGGAUCGUCGUCGUCGCCGUUGUACCGCAAACUCGUCCUGUCCUCACGGCGCCUCUGUUCCCGGGUAAGCGCGAUCGGUCAUUACUCGCCGUCGACGUUGUGUCGUGAAUAGAAAUAUCGCGGAAGGCAGGCAGGCAGGCAGGCAGGCAGGCAGGCAGGCAGGCAGGAAGGAAGGGAGAAGAAAGGAAAUCGGCCGAAUGUAGCAAGUAGCGACGAAGACAAUGGCGAGAGAGGCGCUUCGCGUCAUUACUUAAGGACUACUUUUAGGUCGCGUGGAUUAGACCGGCGCGGCACGCAAUUUCGAGCUGACACGCUACCUCGAGUCUAACAAUAGGCUUACGACCUGGAGAUAACCGCUAAUGUAAAACUAACUGCGCGUUUCCCGUCGCGGAGGAGACACCUCUCUCUCUCUCUCUCUCUCUCUCUCUCUCUCUCUCUCUCUCGCUCGCUCUUCGCCUCUCGAAGGGCUCGCGGACUGUCGCGACAGAUAACGUCGCGCCCUCGUACACGAUCGCGAGGCUCGACGCAAUUUCUUUUUCAGGAACACACCAAGCCGGCAUAUCUUUCUUCAAGAUAUUUCGGAGAACGAUCGUCGUUGCUUGCAUAUUAUCCAGCAAGUGUUUUUCCAUGUAACGAUCCUUCCCCGCGGUCACGCUCUCCUUACGUAACGUAUCGACUAAAUUAUUGCGAUCCGCGAGAUCACGGCGUAACGAUUUCGUCAUGAAGCUUUACUUUCACCGAGAGAGACGUUUAUAUUUAUCGUUGACAAUAAUACCAGUACGUAGAAUCACACCUAUUAUUAUACAUUCUCGCGAUAAGACGCGGCAAACGUUCGUGUUAGGUCACAUGUGACGCAAGUGCGCGCGCGUGUGAAUCGUGAAUAUAUAUAUAUAUAUAUAAUAUAAAGAAAAGUAUAUAAUAUAUAUAUUUUUUUAUAUACGAAAGAUGCUUCUGUAUAUAAUGUACGUAUGCGAUCAAAAUACAGCCUGAAAAUAUCGUUAUCGGCAGAAUGAGCAUCGACUCAUAGUAAGCUAUAUUUAAGCUCGCGAGGACAAUCGAUCGAUUUGCUCGUGCUUUCCAUCCGCCCGCGAGAGAGAACUUUACAUAUUUGUAUCUUAUCUUUUACUUUGCGGUAAGGAUCGCGUGUCCGGACUGGAGAAUUCACGAGUCUUGAUUCGCGAAUAUCUGAAUGAAUUAAUAAUACGGGGAAAUGUCAUUUCAAAUUGCUGCAGUUGAAAUCGAGCGACCAAGGCUAAUUAAGAAUCAAUUAAACAUUGGAAAUUAGCAGGACAAAUUUAGGUCCGCUAAAAUCGUGAAACUCUACGUUCAUCGAUAAAUUAAAUCGCAAUCCUAAGAGGAAAGAUCAGCUUAAAAUAAUAAAAUAGAUUUAGUUAAUAAACGCGCCUAAAUAUCGAUCGAAAUUGGCACAUUUUCGAGUCGUAAAUGUCAAAGUGCAGGUGCUAUAUCUCAUAUUAUUUCUUUAUACUUAUUUGCACGAUCGAGUAGUAGUCAUACGAGUAUCUAGUAGUAGGAUAGUAUUCGCGUCAACGGCGAUGCGAGCACACAAAAAUGUUGUUUAU
Molecule: messenger RNA, 4856 nt
Organism: Harpegnathos saltator (Jerdon's jumping ant)
Lineage: Eukaryota; Metazoa; Arthropoda; Insecta; Hymenoptera; Formicidae
Gene: Hil
Product: peptidase hillarin
Exons: 12
Coding region: 497-3019 (840 amino acids)
Source: RefSeq, a predicted model, not a curated record